AGAAGAGGGCCGUCAAAAAUGUUUUCAACCAGAUGAUAGGUGCACGGAAAAGGAAAAUCUAUCUUUCAUUUUCAUUUCGAUAAACAGGUCUAGGCCCGCGCGUUGGCUAUGCAGAUACCAGGCAAUCCGCGCCGGAAGGCCCGCGACCAUGGCCACCCAAGGCUACCACAUUUGUUUGUUAGUCGUUCGGCAGCUGGCUGGUGCUAUCAAAUCUUUCCAUCUCUUCGAAGAAUUAAUUCCCUGCAUCGCAUCCACGUCUUCAUGCCUUUUCCAGUGGCUGUGUGGUUUCUUGACCUUCCGCUCUUUCUCAGUCUUUCUCUAUCAUGAUCGGCCGGACCCAUGUUUUGUCCCGGCCUCGCCGCUCUUUUCGCAGAUACCUUUGGACUUUGGUCGUAAUCUUUGUUUUCUUGCUGUGGCAGUCGACCGGAAUCACCGAGGAUAUAUAUUCGGACCCUGAAGAUGCAUCCGAACUCCUCGAUUCACCGACAUCGCCGGAAACCAUCGAGGCAAACCUUGGGGAAGAGUCGCAGCUCGGGGUGGAUAUCAACAACCCCCGCAAUGUCCACUCGAAACCAGCACUGCUCGUAAAUGCUCAGCCCCAUCACAUUUCCUUACCUUCUCCUCCCCACGAGGCUCCCAACACUCCCGCGCACAAUACCAGAUCGACGCCUGGAGGCGUUUCUAUUGAGCACGAGCUGGAAUAUCAGGAAGUCGACGAUAUCGAGCAGAUCGGAGGUCAUCGUGACGACAAUGGUGUAGACCAUGCUGCCGAACUCACCCACCCUGAUGAUGACGAGAGUGCUGUGUCUGAUGGCCGUGAUGGUGCUGCACCCAACGAUGUCGAUGAACUGCAGCUCACGGACCGAAAGGAUAAGAAAGAGGAUGCGGAUAACCGCUUGAAUGCACAACAACACCAGAAUUCCAGGGGCGAGCAAUUGCCAAUUGGAGCAUCCGACGAGAAGACACCGUGGUCUGAGCAAUACGACUUCCCAACCUGGGAGCAAUGCCAGGAGAUGAAGGAGAAGGCCGAUUCGCUUCCAGAUCUCAUCCAUGUCCCAUUCGAGGUUGCCGUGAAGGACAUGGUACUUGAAGGUUGGGAGGAUGAAUGGAUCUCAAAGGCACAUUAUGUCGGACCCAAACUUGAAGAGCCCAAGAUCGACUUUGUAUAUACAUGGGUCAACGGGUCGCAGCAGGAACUGACCGAGACUAUGAGGCCCUAUGAGCUCAACUCGACACUGAACGACCCAGACGGCGUUUGGAUUGCAUCACACGGCUCCAACCGGUAUCGGGAGUGGGACGAGCUCCGGUACUCCAUGAGAAGUGUUCAGAAAUUCGCGGGUCAUUUCGCGAACCGAAUUCAGAUUCUGGUCAACGCUUUCCGGAAUCCCAAGACAGACGAACUUCUACCAACCACUUUUGGAAAGCAACGGCCACACUGGUUGAGGGCCGAUCUGGAAAAGGUUGAGGUCCUUAGUCAGGAGGAGUUCUUCGGCCCGGAUGAACGAAAAUGCUUGCCGACAUUUGAUUCACUCACUAUUGAAAACCAACUCUACAACACCAAGUCGGAAGUGGAUCGUCUGUAUGCUCUCUCCGACGAUAUGAUUCUGGGCAAGCCCCAUUCGGCAUCCGAUCUGUACUCGCCCUUGUUCGGCCCUACUAUGGGAUUCAAGACCAAUUCAUACAACACUCUGCAGCCUCCAACGGAGAAGGAUGCGGAACGCUUUGGAGAAAAACCCUUCCUCAUCUACACGUCAUGGCUGUUGAACCGACGGUUCGGUGCGCGCAAACGCAAAGGCCAAGUGCACUUUGGCCACUCCCUUUCUCGAAGCGUUGCCAGGGAGGCAAUCACUAGCUUUCCUAGACCAGCGUUGCGAAGUGCCUACCAGCGUUUCCGAGGCGAGACGGGCUUCCAGCUCUACUCGUGGUACGUCAUCUUCCACUAUACCAUGGAACGGCAUCGGGAGGCCCUCCUUUGGAGCUACAUCAUGCUGCGGAGCGAUCAUGAUGAUGAUGGCUAUCUCGAUUGGAGCGAAAGGCAGAAGAUUCUACGUGAGCUAGGAGAAGGCAUGAGCAACGACACUCCAGAGCUGUUUCGGCAACGGAUGUACUAUCAGGUUGCAAGUUCCCUUGAGCAAGCGGGAAUUCAACCUCCGAUGGUGAACAAUGACAUCUUGUGGACGUCUCUAGACGGUCCGGCGAUGAUCCAGGGCUUGGACUGCGAUGCGUUCGAUGUGGAAGACUGCUUGGCACCGGGAUUUUCCCUAGCAUCAAGCGACGCCGAAGCCCGCAGUCCAGUGUUCUCGACGGCAACAAUCUUUGACCGCGUAACACGCGGUUCCCCACGCUGCGGCGAUUGCCUCAUCAAACUGAUUCUGAAUAGGCGACGAGCUGGGUUGGGGCCGCUUUUGCCGCAUCAUCAGAAGAAGGCGGAGCAGCGGAAGAUCGUUAUCAAAGCACUGAUCAGGUACCAGUAUCUGGUGGUCAACCCAGAUGCCAUGUUCUACAUGAUCACAGACGCCGAGCAAGCCGAGCACGUCUUGUUCAACCCGUAUAUCAAGCACAACAAAAAAGCCGGUCAGAUUUGUCUGAACGAUGAUGUUGUCACGUCCGACAAGGAGCAGUUAGAGCGGCUGAGGAAAGUCAUGAGUUCCUUCUUCGAACACCUACUACCCGACGCUUCCAGUUAUGAGAAAUGAGGGUAGACAACGAAAAGUUUUUUCUAGAUCUAUGUACGGAGUACUGUGUAGAAACCAAUCGAAUUCCCCGGGAAGUUACAAUUACUUCAAGACAUAUCAUCCUCCGUCAGAGAAGCAGGGCCCGAAGGUCUCGG
This is a messenger RNA of Westerdykella ornata, 2830 nucleotides long. RefSeq lists its product as uncharacterized. Gene Ontology annotation, molecular function: UDP-N-acetylglucosamine-lysosomal-enzyme N-acetylglucosaminephosphotransferase activity. The record is from RefSeq and is a predicted model, not a curated record. Gene Ontology annotation, cellular component: Golgi apparatus. Gene Ontology annotation, biological process: N-glycan processing to lysosome; carbohydrate phosphorylation. The transcript is spliced from 3 exons. Lineage: Eukaryota; Fungi; Ascomycota; Dothideomycetes; Pleosporales; Sporormiaceae. The coding region runs from base 324 to 2696 and encodes 790 amino acids.